AUGAGCGCGGACUCGGCGUGCCAACCCACCGACAUUGGCGAUCCAGAAUGGUCCGCGUUUCUGCUCCCGUCGACGCCUGGCUCUGCCCUUGCCACGACCACUCCAUCCCCUUCGAAUUGUAACCAAGAUGCUUCGCCCUCAGCUCUAUCAACAGCAUUGCUGAGCAGUCAACAAACAAGACCACGCGAACGGUCAAGUCCGAAGCCCAAGGUGGCCAACUUGCUCACCCUGACCGAGCUACGCAAAGCAGCAUGGUCGCGAAUCUACUCGAGUGGCAUUAAAAACGGCGAUGCAGCCAUUUCGACGAUUCGCGUACCGACAUGGAAGCAGUUUGACACGCUCAUGAUCAAACGACACCGUUUCAUCGCGGUCGAUCCACGCGAUAAUCGUACACUGGGCUGGAUUGCUUGCUUCCAUCCCUACCCGCAGUGGUCUGUACUGUACGACGACGAUCUGGAUUCGACAGCGAUCGACAGCGCGCAUGGACGCCAAGGCAGGCCGGCGGAAGUUCAAAUCAUGGUGGCAGAGGGUGAGAGGGAGAGAGGAGUUGGUACGCUUCUCGUCAAAGCGGUCGUGGCAUCGUUGAGAGCAGACAGCAGGUACUCGACAAUACAGGCAUCCUUCUUCGCCGAAAAUGACGCGGCACGCAAGCUGUUUGAGCGUUGCGAGUUUGAGCUCGUGUGCACCAGAACGGGUGCUGUCAGAAUGCUAGAUGGUCCUCAAAAGGGUGCUUGGAGGGACCUGAUCACCGUGGAAUACAGGUUCUCAUCACUUGAAGAGCAAUCACCACAGCAAUAUUUGCCAAACUCAACAAGGCUCCCCUCAAACAUCGACAAUGACGCCAUUGUUGACCCAAAUGCAGUGCUCAAACGACCGAGAUUAAGUUAA
This is a messenger RNA of Mycosarcoma maydis (corn smut), 888 nucleotides long. RefSeq lists its product as uncharacterized. Gene Ontology annotation, molecular function: acyltransferase activity, transferring groups other than amino-acyl groups. NCBI's taxonomy places the organism in Eukaryota, Fungi, Basidiomycota, Ustilaginomycetes, Ustilaginales. The coding region runs from base 1 to 888 and encodes 295 amino acids. The record is from RefSeq and is a predicted model, not a curated record. The transcript has a single exon.